AUGUCCAAAGGCGAAUUCUUAGAAGCUCGACAGCUGACCGUCGAUAUUGGGGAAAUGGAAGAUGUCAUCACGGUCCGAAGUGUUGAAGGACUGAUUCAAUGGCUUCACCUUCGUGUCGUUAAUUUCGGCAUAGACUCGGAGGACCUGGGAGAGCAUAUAUCAGCUGCUAUAGAGCUCGCGAAGCUCGCCGACAAAUAUAACAUAGCUGGGCUGGAAGCCGUAAUGGCUCAACAUAUCAAAAAUAUAAUUAUAGCCAAUCCUGGUUCCAAAGCGAAAUCCCCUGUGCAAAGCUUCCGAUACGGAGACGCAAACGCUCACUGGCUGACGUUUGAUCAUAUUGUCUCAGCAGCAGUCUUGCCACGAGAGCAUCCAGUACGGCGACUUAUAGCAGCUGCCUCUGUGAGUGGCUACCUGCAGAGUGUAGAAUAUAAAUUAUUCGCUGAAGAGACUCAAAACUGUCCUUCAUUUGGGGCUGACCUCCUUCGAGAGGUAAGAUUGACGUUGAAUGGGACAUUCUUUACUCGAGAUUCUACUGCCAUCUACUAUAAUGACCCCAUCAGUGGAACAAAGAUUAUAUCUAGAGGAUUCUGA
Messenger RNA from Penicillium manginii, 591 nucleotides. RefSeq lists its product as uncharacterized. The transcript has a single exon. The coding region runs from base 1 to 591 and encodes 196 amino acids. Lineage: Eukaryota; Fungi; Ascomycota; Eurotiomycetes; Eurotiales; Aspergillaceae. The record is from RefSeq and is a predicted model, not a curated record.